Molecule: messenger RNA, 1159 nt
Organism: Rhododendron vialii
Lineage: Eukaryota; Viridiplantae; Streptophyta; Magnoliopsida; Ericales; Ericaceae
Product: B3 domain-containing protein At3g19184-like
Exons: 7
Coding region: 170-919 (249 amino acids)
Molecular function (GO): DNA binding
Source: RefSeq, a predicted model, not a curated record
AAAGUGGCGCCCACAUUGUCCACGACUUGAAAGGGGUUUAGGGUUUAUCCCGAGGCAAUGACAGAGGCCAUCCAAGAGACAGCGAAGUGUGCUCUACUCGUCUUCCCUGCACUCCAUCUUCCACUCUACAUACAUACAUUUGCACACAAAGAGAGAGAGAGAGGAGAAAAUGGUGGUGUCAAAGGCAUCCGCGUACGAGGAAAGCCGUCUGAAAAGGCUGGAAGAGAACAAAAAAAGGAUGGAAGAACUCAAUCUCAACAAACUCGCUCAAGCGCUCUCUACCCCUAAAUACUCUCCUAUGAAGCGGGUGAAGCCGAAAGUACCUCGGCAGCCAGUGGACCUCUCGGCUGUGAGAAGAUCCGGUCGAGUUGCCGACAGACCACCCACCAGUUACAAGGAAGAACCCAUUGAGCCUUCGGGGAGGGCAAGAAGCUAUAAUAGGUCUUAUAGCUACAAUAGAACGAACUUGGCAAAUCGAGUAUAUGCCUCAGCUGAAGGCAGGGCGUAUGCCAUUGAUAGAGCAGAAGCAUUGCAAUCGGGCUUAGAAUCCAAAUUUCCAAGCUUUGUAAAGCCAAUGCUCCAAUCACAUGUUACUGGAGGGUUUUGGUUGGGCCUCCCUGUCCAAUUCUGUGAAAAACAUCUUCCAAGCCAUGAUGAAUUCAUUGCUUUGCUGGAUGAGGAUGAUAAUGAAAGCCCAACAAAGUACCUUGCUGAGAAACGUGGACUUAGUGCGGGAUGGAGAGGGUUUGCCAUUGAUCAUGAACUAGUCGAUGGAGAUGCAUUGGUUUUCCAGCUAAUCGAGCCUACAAAGUUUAAGGUCUAUAUCAUAAGGGUGAAUCAAGUUGAAGAUGAUGAUGAGGCUCCCAAUGUUACGGAAGUUGAAGUUAGUACCAAACGGACUAGAGCAAGCAGAAAGUAGCACCAAAUCUCCAGGCUUUCAAAUUGUCCUUGGCACCCUUAUAUUUUGUGUACAAAUUGCUGAAACUAGGCCAUAGUAUUUUAAGAGGGGAAGGAAUUUUUUUUUCCGAGACGCCAUCCAUUCAAAUUGUGGGGUAACUCUUGAUGUCUAGUUAUGCGAUAUCUGACCACGCGUGUACAAACUGACUACAACUUUUUUGUGAAAUGAAUGUUUGUUUGUUCGCCUCUCACGGCAGGUUAU